AUGAAAAAUCCAGUCAUUCUUUUCCUGAUCUUGAUCGCAUCAGCUCAAAUCCCCACCACCGCCGCCGCCACACUGGUGGCGCCGCUCAAAAAGGACACCGCCACCUCCCUCUACACAAUAACCCUCAACUCCGGCGACCGCUACGCCGUCGACCUCAGUGCCCCAUUCUCCUGGCGCGUCUGCCCCACGCGCCGCCGACCCACGGCGGUGCCCUGCUUCUCCACCGAAUGCAUCCAAGCCACCUACCUCCUCUCCCCCACAUGCUCCCUCCCAAUCACCCCACCACCGCCGGAAACCACCCCCUGCACCGCCUGUACAGUCACCCCUAUAAACCCAAGAACCAAAUCAUGCGCCUCCGCCCAACUCACCACAAAAACCCUAACCCUAUCUUCCACCAAUCCAACGGCCAAGAUUACCUUAAACAACACGUUUUUAUCAUGUGCUCCAAAACCCCUUCUGCAAUCUCUCCCAAAAGGAGUUGUCGGCUUAGCAAGCCUUUCUUUAGCUCCAUUAUCUCUCCCAUCUCAACUCUCCGCAAAUCUCGCACUUUCUAGAAGUUUCGCAAUUUGCUUGCCGAGCACAAAUUCCGCAAACGGCGUCGUUUUCUUCGGAGACGGGCCCUACAAACUUCUCCCGCCGACAAAUUUCGACGCGGCGGAUCUUCUUUCCUACACGCCGAUGCUUCGAAACCCUAAAACCGCGGAUUACUUUAUAGGAAUCAAGUCGUUGUCAAUAAACGGAAACUCCGUAAUUACGAUGUCGCCGUUCGAAGGAAUCAAGAUCAGCACGUUCGUACCUUACACGACUCUUCGGAGAGACGUUUACAAACUCUUUCGUAAAUCUUUCUUGAAUUCGAUGAAGAAUAUUCCCCGUACUAAGAGUGUGAAGCCGUUCAACACGUGCUUCAAUGCUACCGCAAUAGGGUUUAGUCGAGUGGGGUUGCAUGUGCCUCAAAUCGAUUUGGAGUUUGCUAAUGGCAAGAAUUGGACAAUUUACGGGGCGAAUUCGAUGAAGCAAGUAGGCGGCGAUUCGGCUUGUCUUGCGUUUUUGGAUGGCGGGAAAAUGGCGGAGUACUCGAUAGUGAUCGGCUCGUUCCAAAUGGAGGAUAAUUUCUUGUUGUUUGAUAUCGAUCGAUCUAGGCUUGGUUUUAGUUCUUCCUUGUACUUUGAAAGGAUGACGUGUAAUGGUUUCAAUUUUACAUCUAAGGUUUGAUUUUUCAACUUAUGUUGUUCUAGAUUUGUUUGUUCAUCCUUGUAAUAUAAGCAUAUGUAACAAGAUUUUGAA
Molecule: messenger RNA, 1284 nt
Organism: Erythranthe guttata (spotted monkey flower)
Lineage: Eukaryota; Viridiplantae; Streptophyta; Magnoliopsida; Lamiales; Phrymaceae
Product: gamma conglutin 1
Biological process (GO): proteolysis
Molecular function (GO): aspartic-type endopeptidase activity
Source: RefSeq, a predicted model, not a curated record